Molecule: messenger RNA, 312 nt
Organism: Phytophthora sojae
Lineage: Eukaryota; Oomycota; Peronosporomycetes; Peronosporales; Peronosporaceae
Exons: 1
Coding region: 1-312 (103 amino acids)
Source: RefSeq, a predicted model, not a curated record
AUGCUUCCGAGUCCGUCGUCCGUGGCGUUGCUGCAGACGACGUACAUGUCGGUGCUGGACAAGACAGCGGACAGCGAGGCCAAGGUCCGCUGGUGCAUGGCGGUGGGGUUAUUGCCAACCUCACAGCUGUGUACAAAGUGCCACCAAGACUUGCGUCUUGACAUCGGGCGCAAGCGGUGGCGCUGUGGUCGCACCAAGUGUCGCACCGAGCGCAGUCUGAUCAAAGACACGUUCUUCAGCAAGUGCAAGCUGCCACUGCGCAAGGGUGUACGCUUGCUGCGCUUUUCGUGCUCGAGGACGCCCGUCGGGUGA